Arctia plantaginis is the source of this 2376-nucleotide messenger RNA. Lineage: Eukaryota; Metazoa; Arthropoda; Insecta; Lepidoptera; Erebidae. The record is from the annotation of a GenBank genome assembly.
AUGUUUAAAAAGCCUAAUCCCACUAAAAAAAACAAUUUAUCGCAGUUUGGCCUCAUAGAUAUACCCGAUUUGGAUGAUAAUGAUGAGCCCAUGGACCUGUCAGAUGAUGAUUUGGAUCUUGAAGCAGAGUUGGCAGCUAUCAGUGGAGGAUCUAAACGUCAAAAGCCUAAGAAACCCGCACCAAUGCCUGCAGCUAACCUUGACGCGAUGAUUGCAGCUAGCUUGAAGGACAUACCUUCUGAUGAAGAUGUUUCUGGUGAUGACGAAGAUGAUCCUGAUCUGUUGGAUGAGUUGAGAGAACUAGCCGUAGAUGACGAUGAGGCUCCUCCACCACCUCCGCGCACGUCUCGCCCGGCGCCGCCGCCGCCUGGGGCUUCAGUAAGCACUGAUAGCAGCAUAGUCAGCUUCUUGCAAGACAGGAUCACUAACUAUACAGCUGCUGAGAAGAAUGCUAAGGCGAACGGGGAAAGCAGCAAAGCUAGAAGAUUCAAUCGCGGUCUAAAAACCCUGAACGAUCUUCUAAAACAAGCAAAAGCUGGCAAACCGAUCAACGACGAGGAUAUACCCCCGCUUGUGGUGGUGAAAAAGCAGGCUGAUAUGCCACAGCCUCCUUCUGCGCCACCUGAACCUGAGCCGGUCCCAGAACAGCCUUUGAUAGACUUAGGGCCCCCAGAACCUAGCCCGGAGCCUAGCCAUCCGGAACCUAAAGAACCACCGCCUCCACCUCCGGUUGAAGUCCUCAGUGAUGAGAAACAGAAGGGACUACAAAUUAUAUUGAGACGCCAGCAAGAGUUUAAAACUGCAGCUCUAGCAUCAAAACGUGCUGGAGAUAAAAACUUGGCUCUGGAGUAUCUCAAGGUUGUGAAACAAUUCGACUUUGUGGUCGAUGCGUACAAGUCUGGACAAGAAAUGGAUCUGAACGAAUUGCCCACAGCAGAAAUGAUAGCCGCCGCUUUUAAGUCACAGAAAACGGAGGAUGUGACGCAGAAAUCUGCGGAGCCUCCCCCGGAGCCGGUGAGUGAGAGUACCGGCCUCGUCACUGCGGCGACCGUGGGCGAAGCUUUACGUCAGAGGCUGGCUGCAUUUCAGCAACAAGAAGCCAAAGCGAAAGAAGACGGUAACUCUUCCAAGGCGAGACGUAUGGGUAGGAUAGUGAAGCAGUAUCAAGACGCGAUCAAACAACACGCGGCGGGCCGCCCCAUCGACGCCGACGAGCUGCCCACCCCCGCUGGACACGCGCCCCUCCCCACCGGUGGGGCCCCAUCGGCAUCCUCAGCUGCAGCUCCGUCCCCUUCUUCCGGUCCAACUCCGUCUCCCCGUCCCGCUCCCCGCCCCGCGGCCUCCCGCCACGACAAACAGCUAGCCUACCUGCUUCUGCGGCAAAAGCAAUUCAAGGAAGCUGCGCUCAAAGCGAAGAAAAGAGGUGACCUGGAGACAGCUCGGGAGUACUUGCGCGCGGCUAAAGGGUUCGACUCCGUGAUCGACGCGGCGCGGGGCGGGCUCGCCGUCGACCUCAAGUCCCUGCCGCUGCCCCCUACGGCUAAGGACGAUUUGGAAAAUACGUUUGACGUAGUAGCCACGGAAGACUGCAGUCCGUCGGAGGACAACAACACGCCCAUUGACUCUACAGGGGAAGAUGAGGACGUACUCUCCCGUCUGCAGCAUCAGCUCAAUAAUCAGCUGAAGAUGUGCCAUACCAAUCGCGAUCACAACAGAGACAUGGGCAACAUUGCCGAGGCCAAUAGAUUCGAGCAUUUAGCUGUGAGGGUGAAGGAAGAUUUGGAUGUUGUUGUGGUAGCAAAAAGCCUCGGUCAAAGCCCUCCGAAGUUUCACUACGAGACGCGGCAGUUCGCCGUGGUGCAGUGCAACACCGACCUUAAUGAGAACGACUUAGAGUUGACAAUCGUGAGGGGCAUCGCUUACAAUGUUUCAAAUCCCAAGGAUGUCGAUACUUAUGUCAAAUUCGAUUUCCCUUUCCCACAGGACGCGCCAAUGUCGGACCGCACAGCUCUAGUGAAGGAUACAAACAACCCCGAGUACAACGGGGUGUUCCACCUCCCCAUACAACGGAACAGAGCCUGCUUCAGAGUGUUCAAGAGGCAUGGCAUUAAGCUUGAAGUUUAUUCUAGAGGUUGCUGUUUGGCUGACGCCUUCUCGUGUUGCAGCGGCUGGUUCAGGAGCGACUCGCUCAUUGGCACCGCCAACGUCAAGUUGGCGCCACUCGAGACACAAACCACUCUGCAUGAAGCCUUCCCUCUAAUGGACGGUCGUCGUCCAGCGGGCGGUUCGUUGGAGGUGAAACUGCGCGUGCGCACGCCGUUGUUGCAGCAACAGAUAGAGCACUCGAAACAUCGUUGGCUUGUAGUAGACAACUGA